Polyodon spathula (Mississippi paddlefish) is the source of this 931-nucleotide messenger RNA. It is a transcript of the gene hint2, whose product is annotated as histidine triad nucleotide binding protein 2. The record is from RefSeq and is a predicted model, not a curated record. Gene Ontology annotation, molecular function: hydrolase activity. The transcript is spliced from 5 exons. NCBI's taxonomy places the organism in Eukaryota, Metazoa, Chordata, Actinopteri, Acipenseriformes, Polyodontidae. Gene Ontology annotation, cellular component: cytoplasm; mitochondrion. Bases 414 to 716 code for a protein of 100 amino acids.
UCCACAAAGUGUAUACAUCAUAAAAAUAUAAUGUAUCAUUCUUUUACAACGUUUCACAGUCCAAAGUAAAUGAUGUCGACACAUGUUUAAUUGUAAAAUGUAGAAAUAAACUAAUGCAGAUAAUACAGUGAAUUUAACUGAUUGUAAUCUUAAGAAUCUACGUUUCACAGCCACUGCAUUUUAGAACCUGAAGACGUUUAAUUACUUUUAGAGACUAGCAUUAUUACAAACAAGAGUUAAGAGAUCAUUACCAUUAAUUGAAGAGACUAGUCGUACAACCAUUUCUUAAGAGAUAUUAUUGCCCUGGAAAGGCAUGUGACGAUGAAGUUACUAAGGCUCGUCUGGCAGAGGAGGCCAGAAAGAAAUACGGAAACCCGCCUCCAACUAUCUUUUCCAAAAUAAUAGACAAGACGAUGCCUGCAGACAUCAUUUAUGAAGAUGAGAAGUGCCUGGCUUUUCGAGAUAUCAGUGCCCAAGCGCCUGUGCAUUUCCUUGUCAUACCUCGGUCUCCCAUACCCAGAAUCAGUGAGGCAGCAGACGAUGAUGAACAGCUUUUGGGGCACCUCCUAAUAGUCGCUAAAAACAUGGCAAAGAAAGAGGGUCUCAAGGAAGGUUACAGAGUGGUCAUCAACGAUGGGAAGCAGGGAGCACAGUCUGUGUACCACCUGCAUAUCCAUGUGCUCGGAGGCCGGCAGAUGGAGUGGCCUCCUGGGUAAUGUGAAAAGGCAGAGAGCAAGAGAGAAGCAAUUGCUAAAGAAGAAUCACUGGGAUAUAACAGACUCAUUACAAGCACUUUGUGUAAGUCCCGUAGCAGAUCAUACAAGUGCUGGUGCUUGAUUUCCAAAGCUUAUUUCUAAUGUUAUUGCUACGUUAAUGGGAUGGUAAACAAUUCUACAUGUACACCAAUAAACAACAUGUCAGUAAUCUAAAA